AAACACUUACGGAAAACUAAUUUUUUUGCAAUGAGUCAGGAGGACUUUAGGCUGCCGAAGGUGCCAGGGGGUAAGGGCGAUGGAGGAGUGUCGCCGGACGACAAGGACCAGCCGUCGUGGAUGGCCUGGGUGGAGCGCAAUGCCAAGCCACGGGUGCGAGUGCGCCCGAAGGUGGAGCGGGAGCUGACGCCCUGGCAAAAGGCCGGACCCAUGAAGAAGAAGGACUGGCAGCGCUUCUACGAGUGGGCAUCCUCGAAAGCCAUGCCCAAAGAGCUGCCCGAGGCGCCACCGCGUGAAAUCCCGUGCGAGGCGGACUAUCUGCCGUGCGGCAAGCCAAAGGCCGCCGAUGAGGACGAUCUGGACAUGCUGGAGAAGAUGGAGAAGCUGUCCAUACCUCUGGCGCGUAGGCAGCGCAAGGUGCACCAGUACGUCUACCCGGUGAAUGCCUACAACCCCAUGAUUGUGUGGGGCCAGCAGCCGCGCCCCGACAAGGGUCGCCCCUUUGAUCCCCCGCAUGUGCCCUGCUGCUUUCCCAACUCUGACAUUGAGGAUGAGUUCUGGGCUACGUUGCGUUUUCCCGUCAGAAAGCAAGCGCUCAAGGGGCGUCCCUCGCCGCGAAUUGUUAGCUUGGCCAGGCCGAAGGUUAUGCCACCCUGGCCGCCACAUUGCGCCAUUCCGCCGCGCACGGUGGACCCGUUGGAUGUGCCACCGCCGAAGCGUAAGAAGUUCACGGCCCAGGCCUGGCGCCUGCACCAGAUACGUCUUCUCUAUCUGUCCAGGCCGGUGUCACGUCGCGAAUUUGAAUACUUCUAUUUGUGAUGCGAUAGAAGAUUGAAAGGUUCCCAAUCGCUCAGUGAAGUUUCAGACUAAAAUUCAGUUCAAAAUUGUAUCUUUUGAUAAAGUUUGCCUAUACAUUUUGGCACUACAUUCGGCAGCU
Molecule: messenger RNA, 937 nt
Organism: Drosophila subobscura
Lineage: Eukaryota; Metazoa; Arthropoda; Insecta; Diptera; Drosophilidae
Exons: 1
Coding region: 31-819 (262 amino acids)
Source: RefSeq, a predicted model, not a curated record